AUGGUUCUUAAUGGUUAUGGUCUUGGUUACUGCCUUUGGCGGGUCUCUACUUCUCUUCUUCUCUUCUUGGCUGCCUCGACCAUCUCUGCCACUUCGAGUGUUGAUAAUGGUAAACUGUUUACAGUCAAUGACAUAAACUACUAUAGUGGUGAUGUGGUCUCGAGCAUAGUUAUCUCGGGUUUUGAUUCGACUCGAUUCGAUGCAAUCGUUCCCCUGACGGUCAUUCGGACAGAUAAAGCUGUGCUCAACACGAACAUUAUAAAAGAAACCAUUGCGAACUAUUCGGCCACCGAUGAUGUUUUUCAGACUGGAUUUCUUGAAGCGGUUUUCCUUGUCUACGAUGGAGACUAUCGAGGCCAAAUAGAGUCUGGUGUUCAAAAGGCUCUACGGGGACUUGGAAAUAAACUUGCGAUGGCCUCUUCCAGCUAUACAUCUGGGGUGCAUAUCAAAUAUGCCAAACUGCGUCAUGACAUACCAAACGGGCCCUACUUUUACUCACCGCGAACUGGAGAGAUCUAUCAGGCCUUCCGUCUCUAUUCCGAUCAUCAGCUAGCAUUCACUGAAGCUGCCCUUAGCGAUGGGGUCGGAGGAUUUAAACCCUUGCCAGCAACCUCAUCGGGUGCAAUGACGAAAAGCGUUGCUGUGCCAUCUAGGCUAUACUAUACACCAACAUCAUCGAAACCACUUGCAGGAUUACGUUUGGGAGUGAAAGAUAUCUUUGAUUUGAAGGGACUGCGGACUCCCUGUGUCUUUUCCAGAAGUGUCUCGUGGUGUACUCUUCCAGGUCAUGACGGGAAAUCGUUCCGUACGGACAUCGAUGAUUAA
Molecule: messenger RNA, 825 nt
Organism: Penicillium expansum
Lineage: Eukaryota; Fungi; Ascomycota; Eurotiomycetes; Eurotiales; Aspergillaceae
Exons: 5
Coding region: 1-825 (274 amino acids)
Source: RefSeq, a predicted model, not a curated record